Molecule: messenger RNA, 1488 nt
Organism: Entrophospora candida
Lineage: Eukaryota; Fungi; Glomeromycota; Glomeromycetes; Entrophosporales; Entrophosporaceae
Source: the annotation of a GenBank genome assembly
AUGCGGAGCGAUGAUAAAACAAUUGUUACGAGAGAAAAAAAUAAUCUAAACAAAGAUCCUUCACUUACUUCCUUGGAAGAUCAGAAAAUUGAUCGUUCAAUUGAAAAACAAUUGUUACGGAAACUUGACAUGAGGAUUAUACCUUUAUUCACAUUGUCAUAUUUCUUUAAUAAUUUGGAAAAAUCUAAUAUCGGUAAUGCCAAAAUCGCAGGUUUAACUGCCAACAGUGGUAUCAGUGAACCGGAUUAUAAUAAUGCUUUAUCAUUAUUCUAUAUUGGAGCUAUACUAUUCGACAUGCCUUCAGGCUUUUUGAAUAAAAAAAUAGGAAUUAAUAUUUGGUAUCCAAUAAUAUUGGUUGGCUGUGCUUCAUGUUCUUUAUUACAAGCAUUCGUUGCCAACGCUAGCCAACUUCAAGCUCUAAGAUUUCUUCUGGGUGUUUUUGAAAGCGCUGCAGGGCCUAUUCAAUUUUAUUAUUAUACAGUUUGGUAUACUCCUAAUGAAAUUAGUGUAAGAGCUGCUAUUGCUUUUAGUUUCUCAAUGACUGCAGGUGCUUUCGGUAGCCUUACAGCUUAUGCUAUUGUGAAUAACAUGGAUGGAUUAAAUGGUUUACAUGGAUGGCAAUGGAUAUUUAUUAUAGAAGCAUUGCCUCCAUUUAUCUUGGCAGCAAUAUUUUAUUUUGUCAUCCCUAAAGAUCAAAAUCAUGCGAAAUUUCUAACAAAAGACGAAGUUUCCCUCGCUUAUGAAAGACUACAAAUUCGGGUUACACCAAAGAAAUUACCAAAUGAUGUAAUAAAGAAACAAAUAUUCAGUGUUUUCACCGAUUUUAAGAUGUACCUAUUUGCGAUUGGUACACUCGCUAAUUCGGUGCUUUUAAAUUCAGUUCUGCUUUUUACUCCAACAAUUAUAAAAGAAAUGGGGUUUGAUUCAAUCAGAGCUCAAGCACUUUCAGCUCCACCGUUUAUUGUUGGUAGCAUUGUCUUGUCUUUUAAUGCUUGGCUUAGUAAUCGAAAUAAUGAACGUGUAUUUCAUAUUGCGAUACCAGAUUUAAUUGCAGCUGUAGGUCUCAUUGUAACAAUUUCAAUUGCCCCUACCAAAGAAAACAUUGUGAUAAGAUAUGUAGCCGCAUGUAUCACGAUUGCCGCCUUAAUUUCUUAUCUUGCAGUUUUUGCUUCUUGGAUGACAUCUAAUAUUGUCGGACAAUAUAAAAGGGCAGUUGGAAUGGCAUUUAUCGGAACAAUAGGGGAAACCGGUGGAAUCAUAGCAGGUCAAGUUUAUAGAGCAGAUAACAUUUCACGUGGUCACGUCAUAAUAUUUUCAUUCCUUUGUCUUCAUCUGACUAUUGUCUUGUCAGCAAAAUUCAUAUUUACCAGGCUCAAUAAGAAAAAAGAUUUACUCCAAAAAAAUAGUGAUAAUAAGGAUGUAAAGUUUGAAGAGAAAUAUAACGAAGAAUUGUUUGAUCAUCAUCCAAACUGGAGAUAUCUCACCUAA